UAUACAUAAUAAUUUUGAUCAAUUUCGUCUUGGACAAAAUUGAUUUAAUUCUACAAACAAUUAUAUGAAGGUUUCAUUUAAAGCGUAGCAAGUCGUAUCAAUUAUUCGUGUCGAUUGAUACAAUAAUUCGAUACAGAAAUUCCAAUGGAGAGAGAUAGGGCUCGGAGGAGGAAGAGGGAGAGAAGAAAGGCAAAGAGGAAGCAGUAUGCGAAUACCGCAGCGGCUUAGCGAGACAUUCUCUCGGGGGCGCCGAGCGACGGAUUACCAGCCGCGGUUUAUUCAUUCGUCCCAGAUGUUCAACGGGUCCCCCGGAGCACGGUGCACCUGCAUUUCGCACAACAGCGAUCAUUAAUCCUGUCCACGCAACCCCACUUCCAUCGUCCGCCCGAUAAAACGAUAAAGGAAAAAACGACGACGCAUAACACCUAUAGAAGGUGUUUAGAAACAUUCAAUGGAACAUUAUGAGAGAAGCAUCCAACAUAUUUCUGUACAUCCAGUCGUUGCACGGGAUGUGCAUUAUUUUUUGAACGACUCUCGAGAGCAGUGGGGAGCGACGGAAUCGUUUAUGCAAUGUGUACACGUGUUACGCACACAUCGGUGAAUUGAUGGAGCGUACGGUGGUGCCGACGUAGAAGUAGCAGAAAAUAUGUGAAACCGGGCGUCGAAAGGGCAUCGGCGUUCGUCCGUUCCCGUCGUCGUUCGUGCACCAGCGGUCAGAGACACGAGAGAGCGUUUCGGGUCGCGGUGGUAGGGCCGAUCGGGUGCAAGUGGAAGCGAGACGAACCAGCGAACCUUCUGGUGGGGACGCGGUGCGAGCAGGACAGAGGCUAGCCUGGUUUGCGUUUGCGGGAGCGAGGCGAGAGUCGCGCACGGUACGAAUCCGUCGUCGUCGUCGUCGUCGUCGUCGUCGUCCGUCCGGUGGCAUGUUUCAAACGCUCGACAUGCUUGUAGUUGGCGCGAGGUUCAGCUAACGUCGAAACCUGAAACGAGCAAGUGUGGCGGUGCAGCGCGUAAGUACGUGCCCCACGUAACCCUUUCCGCGAUUCACUCGUUUUUACUCGAGCUGGGAUAAUUUGACAGCGAGUGUCGCGCGCGCGCGCGUGUGUGUUUCCCAAGUGCCUGGCCUCGCGGUAACCGUAACACAGUGCUCGGUGGCGUGCGAGCAAAAGCGGAGCUCGUAACGUAACGCGGACAAUUCUGACAUUUGAGAGAAGAGUCAAGCCCGCCGGUGAAAACCAGGUGAAAUGUACUGGCGUCAGUGAGUGCGUUUCUUUUUAUUAAAGCGGGUCGCGGAUGCUGUCCCGUUUCGCAGCCCCGUGAAACUCGUGCCGUACGAAAAAGGAGAACGACCGCUGGGCCGUCGUUCGCAACGCCGGCUCGCAAUUUCCGCGAGACCGAGACUCGGAAUCCGCCGACAGCCUCUUCGCGAGUACGUAAGUGUCCGGCCGUUCGUUCGCCGGCACCAGUGCCGCAAGUAUUUUUAGAGUGAACCUGUCCGCCGUCGCGUGUAACCACCGGGUCCUUCGGGAAAUCGCGUUUCAGGAGAGCCGCCAGCGAGAAGAGAAACGUCGUCGUCGCUCCUCGCGAGAUGCUGCUGCAGGUAAACAGGCGAGGAGAAGAGGGUGAGAGUGUGAAAUAGAAUCUAGUGAACCGCACGACGAGUGAGACGAAAGGGUGAAAGUGUGAUUCUCGAAUUCGAGACGUAAUCGAUUCGGUGGUGUUUAUCGUGCUACCCUGGUCUACUUAUUUUUUUAAACGAGUGACCGGUGCUACGUCCAGGAGGGAACACACGAGGAAUACGAGAAAACAAAGUGUGACGAUAAUGUAACGGGCUGUUCUCUCGUGCAAAUGUAGGACCCCGCGUCUCAAGGCGAGAUACCAACGGCGGACUUUUCUUCGACGACGGUCAGCUAUGUUAACGGUGGAAUUCCGCUCGAGAGGAAUCUGAAGGCGGGGACUCUGACGUCACUCCGCUCAUGAUAAUGAGAGCGCAGUGAAAUAUGCCAAGGAGACGGAAUGGGGAGAUACCGCUUCCGGAAGGGUGGGACGUCGCCCAGGACUUCGACGGAAAAGUGUACUUCAUCGAUCACAACACAAGAAAGACGACGUGGAUCGACCCCAGAGACAGGUUCACGAAACCCCAAACGUUCGCUGACUGUAUCGGUAACGAGCUUCCGCUUGGAUGGGAGGAAGCUUACGACAAACACGUGGGCGCGUACUACAUCAAUCAUGUUAAUCAGACGACGCAACUGGAAGAUCCAAGGCAGGAAUGGCGUGCCAUUCAGGAGGCCAUGCUUCGGGAAUACCUUCAAACGGCGCAGGACGUACUCGAGGCGAAGAAGGAAAUCUACGAUGUGAAGCAACAAAGGCUGUGCCUAGCCCAGGAUGAGUACAAUCACCUCAACAACGCUCUGACGACCCUCGGUGCUUCGCGCACAAGUUUGUGCUCCAGUUCAAGUUCGUUGAGUACCAAGUACGAUCCGGAUCUGUUGAAAUCAGACGUCGCUCUCGCGAGGAGUCGCGUUUCCCGGUUGAAACGGGAACUCGAACAGAUCCGGGCCGAGAUGAACUGCACCCAACGUGGAGUAGACACCCUAGCGAGCGUUGAACAGAAAUUGAGCGGGCACCACGGAGGUUGCUACAACAUCACGGAGGCGCAGGCUAUUAUGACGGAGUUGCGGAACAUCCAGAAGUCCCUGAGCUCCGGCGAGAAGGAGAAGGCAGAGCUGAUGCAGUCCCUGGCGCAGCUGAAGGACGAGCUGACGCGGUUGCAGCUGUGCGAGGGUAGCCCGGAAGCCAGCACGCUGAGCUUGCCGCAGGAAAAGCUGAGCACAGCGUCUCAGACUGAUUUGUCCGGAGAACUGGUGCCGAUAGGCACGAGAUUAGCCGAGAUGGCCAGGAUGAGGCUGCAGUACGACGAGGCGAGGAAGAGGAUACAGCAUAUCCAGCAGCAGCUGGCUGAUCUGGAGGAGAAGGUGACUCCCGGACAAACGGAGAGCGACAAGGACAAACUACUCCUGUUCCAGGAGAAGGAACAAUUAUUGCGAGAAUUGAGAAGCAUCACGCCGCGGACUCGCACGCAGCAAGAUAUGAAGAAGAUCCAGAGCGAGAUACGAAGACUCGAGCAAGACCUGAACAACGCGCUCGAGCUGUCGAACAAGACGAUCACCGAUCGGGUCAGACUUCAUGAGGAGAAGCAGUUACUCUUGCAGCAGCUAAGGGACGCGUUGCGGUCCAUGGCGAUGCUCGAGGGCCAGUUGAAGACCCUCAGCGCCAGUACGCUUUCCGUCAGCAGCAGCUCCAGUCUCGGCAGUCUGAGCACGACCAGUAGUAAGGGUUCGCUGAGUUCUGGUCUCAGCUUCACGGAUAUCUACGGUGGUCCUCAGUGUCUGGGGCCGGUCAGUUCUCAACAGGAACGACCGGUGGACAUGGUCGACCUCCACAGGCGCGUGGAAAGGUUGCUGAAAGGCACCGAGCAGAAUAAUCUCGUGAGCACGCCGUCGCCUGGAAGGUCGCAGCCUAGCUUAUCUCCCAGGUCCAGUCUGUCCAGUGUCAGUCCUCCGGUCUCGCCUCUGUACGAGAACGCGCCCAUGGGUCCGCCGCCGGCGUAUGAACACGUCGAGAUGCAGAGGCGGCAGCACCAAAGACCCGUCGCCUCGGCCAACGCUCAUUUAGAUGGAAACCAGUUAGAGGACCGAUUAGCCGAGCUCAGGCACAUUCAGCAGCAGAGCUCGUCGCAUGAGCAACCUUGCGGGGUACAAGAUCGUUUGAAGUUGGUCGGCGGACCUCAUCCGCCUGUCGAAUUGCAGUCUGGCAACAUGUCACAGGGCAGCGGCCUCGGCAGGCCUGUCUGUGUAAUGCAGCAGCACCAAGUCGCCCAAGAACCGCCACCGCUCUCGCCCAUCAGCGAGACGCCGCCACCCACGGGUAUUCGUUCGAGAGCCAGUAGCUCUGGGACUAAUACUAGAUCUGUGUCGGCGGCGGUAUCUGAUGAGAGUGUAGCCGGCGACUCCGGCGUCUUCGAGGCUUCCAAUAGGAGGAAAUUGCCUGGAGUGAUCGGGGACGUUGACUCGCUCGCGCUGGGAGAGAUGAGCUUGGAGACGGCUCAGGUGCAGAUCAAGCUCAGAUACUCUGUGAGCGACGGGUUGCUCCACGUUGGAAUCGAGCGUGCAAGGAACCUAGCUGCUCUCUUUAUUCCUAACAACGCGCAAGUGUAUAUAAAAGCAGCGUUGCUACCGAUGCAGCCGCCCGUGAAUCACAUGUGCUGCACGAAACCCGUCGUCGAUCUGCGUAAACCAACGUUCGGCGAAACCUUCCCGAUCGCUGUACCAUUGAACAAACUGUACACGAAAACAUUGCAAGUGAACGUCUGGUGCACCAACACCGAGUCUGAGGAAUGCUUGGGCUCGGCCCAAGUGUCCCUUGCAGACUUUAGUCCGGAAUCGCCCAGCGUGAAAUGGUACAACAUCCUCUCGUUCCGGUUCAUGCAGCCGUCGGACAGUCUGAGUACGAGCACCAGCAACAGCAAUAGCGUGUCGACGAGUGUGGCGACCAGGCAACAGACGAAGCACGACAAGCAAGAGUCCGAUCUGUCUGUAUACCGCGGCGGACAGAACGCGAAAGAAGAGAGCAGCGACGAGAGCACGAUCAUCAGCUCGCAGACAUCCACGCUGACCAGGAACCAGGGCUGCGACGAGCUUCAAACGGCAAUCUCGUUGAGGCUCGAGGAGUUGGCCAAUUGCUUGGGCAGCCCCGAGGAAGAGGAUGAAAACGGCGGUAGCGAGAGCGGGAGCGAGGACAGUGACGAAGAAGGAAUCAUAGUUGAGUUCACGAUGGAGGACAAUAUUCUGGAGGACGUGUUAGAGCACGAAGAGGAUGAGGAGUUGAACGAGGAGGCGAGGCAGACCCAGGACAAGGAAACGAACACCGAAUGCGUUUUCAUCCCUGAACAAGGCAAACAGAGGAAGCUGUCUGCUGCGGGUGCCGUUUCCAGUGCCGUGCACGAUGACAAGAAUUCGAUCGUCAUCAAGAGAAGUCAAACGUUUUCACCCAGUGCCGCGGUCAGCAAGAAUCAUUACAUCUGUCGGCUAAAUCGAAGCGACAGCGAUAGUAGCAUGCCGCUGUAUCGCAGAGGCGGGCCGUUCCAACGCAACUCGGUGGAGAGACGGUCGCUCCGAUGGCGAAGACCUCUGUCCGCACUCAGUUGCAAAACCGCUUCUAAGAAAUCCAGCAACUUGCCACCAACCGCCAGGACUUCGUUGGACCUGGAAUUGGAUCUUCAAGCGCAGCACGCGCGGCUGAACAAUCUUCAAGACGAGCUCAGCCGGUUGCGCGAUUUAAAGCAGAGGCUGGAACAAGCGCGAGAGAAGGGCGACACGGAUUUCGCGGCGUGGCUCCUCGAGGAUCACAAGUUCCAGAAUUUGAUGGCACAGGCGGAGAGCGGGAAGAACGGGAAAAGCGCCGAGGACAAGCGAGUCGAGAAGAUGCUGAAGAAGACCUCCAAGGAGAUCUACAAACUGAGGAAGACGAAAGCCGGGAAGGGAAAACCAGAUAUCAUCUCGUUCAAAGAGAAGAUGGCCUUCUUCACGCGCGUCAAUCUGAAUGUUCCUGUACUACCGCCGGACGAUUCGCCCUGCGAGAACCCUCUAACGUCGUCGCCGUCGAUCCAGCAUAGGAGACACGCCUCGGAGCCGGUCUGCACCGGUGAUUCAACAACGGUGAUGAUGAGGCAUGGUGCUCAGGGUGCGUCGAACCUGGCCGCACGGUCAAACAGUGUUCCUAGCGGGAAUGCGUCCGCGAGCAGGACCGAGGGUACCAGGCUGGCCGACGAACAGAACAGUACAAAUAAAUCGGUGAACGCGAAGGGUCGACCAUCAUCGUCGGAAGUUGUCCAUUGUCAAGAGAACGGACAGGGCCAAGCUGAGACGUUGAAGACAGGGGAGAACGACGGCGAGGAACCGAGGAGGUACGAGUACGUCGUCGACAGGGUCCUCGGCGUCGAAGUGUAAUAAGUCUGCUGCGGGUUUUUAUGCGUGGACAAUAUUAAGGUGAAAACUUUUUUAGUAGUACUACUAAUUCCGUUAAAUGAAAUUUAGGAUUGCUGAAGUGCCUUGCAAGUUGCGAAGUGAUAAAUUGACUUUUUUUUGCAUAAAAAUUCGCAGUCUAGUAAUAAGUUACAGCCUAACGUUAGACGUCCGUCACUUCUUUUACGACGAUUGGUUUGUCUGAACUUUCGCUCUAUUUGGCAGUGCAUAUAUUGCGAUUUUAAAGUGAAAGAGGUAAAGCAGUGGGUAUUAUGAGAAUUCAUUUCGAACGAAACGAUCGAAAGAAAAUGAAGAUGGAGAUAGGUAGUUACUGCCAAUUUAGAAGAUGACACCGUGAUUUCGGGCAAUUAGGUGUGAAACGAAAGGAUUUGUGAAACUGGGACACACGGGAAUUGUUUUCCUCGCUUUUUCGAAUUCUUGGUGCCAUGCACAACGAAGAAAAGAACGUAGACGAACAACCCUAAUAUUCGAACGGCACGCGAUUACGCUAGUUAAACUAGUACAAAGACGAGGAGGAGGCGCGUCGCCGGUGUUGUUAUUGUUUGUUUUUUUUUAUAAUUAUUGGGUAUCGACGCGACGACACGAUGCCGUGAAGAGGAGCUACUUUUCUAGGAAGCGGAAAUUCGCGAAAAGGAGAAUAAGAAAGAGAAAAGAUACACUGUACAUAGUAAAUUAUUUAAACGAGAUUUUAUGUUGCGGAAAUAUUUUUGUUUAUUUAAUUUUGAAAACGUUUUUCGUCGGGUUCCUCCCUCUCGUGCAUCCCGGUUCAUUAUAUCUAUGUAUUAUUAGAAUGUUUAUCAUCAUUUCGCUCGCUUCCCCUUGGUUUUUAUCUCUGGAGCGCGCGCGCGCGCUCGCACACAUACCCCCGUGCACGGACACGCGAAAGGAAUCGUGUGAACCGUUGCAAUGUUUAAAGUACUCGCAAUAACUUAUUAAUCCAUAGGAUUCUCGUCGAGGAAAGAGUCGAGGCUUAGGCGAACCAGAUUUUAAUUUAGGAAAAUUCUUAAUUACCAAGUGAUUUUAAUCAUUAAAAAACUUUUGCGUGUCCAUGUGUAUUGACACGGCCCCACCGAGCAGCUGGUCUGCGACUUAUUUGAAAAUUUUCAAAACUAAGGAAAAUAAACUUUUGUAGCCCUGGUCGGCUGAACUUUCGCCUCCGCUACUGCCAUUUCACAAAAAAUUUUUAUCCACUUUCGAAACUCUGUUCAGAAUAUACAAUUGUCCAAGACUUUCCCAAGUGCUCUUAAGAUCCGGCGAUUACCCUUUGGGAUGACCAGUAACAGAACUCAUCAUCGAACUACACACUCAUUGUAAAUACGACAUUGUAAAUACGCAUCGACAAUCAUGUUUAUUAUAAAUAUAUAGAUACAAGUUUAUAUAUCCAUGUAUUUACAUGUGUGUCCGUGUGUGUGCGUACAGUGACUCGCUCGAAGCUAUUUUAAUGAAGAAAAGAACAUUUUAUGAAUCAUUCGUGUCUUAUAUGUGAAGUUUGGAAUUUCAUUAGCACUGUGCGGUGUAAAAUGUACAAAUCGUAUGUAUAUAUAAAUCCUAGGAUCUUCAAAACUGUUGUCCCAUUUAAAAAAUUUAUGUUCGUGCAUUUUUUAAUUUCGUUUCAAUGUGUACAAUAAGAAGUGGCCUCGCGACGGUGCUAAUAAAAUUUGUAGAAACAAUUUUUUAAUGCAAUUUAAUAAACUAACGUUGAAAUAUUUUUCGCGAGUGGCUGUACAUACGUGGAGUAUGUAUACAUAUGUACGUUAAACACGGCGUGUAUUGUUAUGUAAGUAUGUAUACGAACAACAAAUUAACGCGAUUAAAUUUAUUAUGAAGAAUAUUUUCUAUGAAACGAAGACGAGCAGCUUUCGUUGCUCCCUUGAGGCAGAGUAACGAGAGUCGCACGAAUGGAACCAACUCUGUUGUAAUUGUAAUAUUUAAUUACUGUUAAUAAACGAACGGCGUUGCGUUUCGUUGCGUCGAACGCUGCAGGACGAACAUAGUAAUUGUCAGCGACAGCGAGUAUGCACGCUGACGAAUGGCAAUGAUGAUAAUAAUAAUAAUGGUAAUAAUAAAGGAAGGAGAAACGGUGGCGAAUAGAACGUGAGAGUAGAGAAUGAUGGUACUGAUAACGGUUAAGAGGAUAGUUGAUAAAAUAACGAUAAUGUAUAAGGAAGUAUACACAUACACACAGAGAACACGUGCAUCAUCCGUGAGAAUACACAACCACAGUAUGACUUGUAAGUAACGUUAAAUGGUAGCGAUUCGUAUGAUAACGAUUAAAUGAAAAAAAAAUACAGUAUAUUCUUGCCAUAUUA
Ceratina calcarata is the source of this 8353-nucleotide messenger RNA. RefSeq names its product WW and C2 domain containing protein kibra (gene kibra). Bases 2001 to 6008 code for a protein of 1335 amino acids. Gene Ontology annotation, cellular component: cytoplasm. Gene Ontology annotation, biological process: regulation of DNA-templated transcription; regulation of hippo signaling; cell migration. The record is from RefSeq and is a predicted model, not a curated record. Lineage: Eukaryota; Metazoa; Arthropoda; Insecta; Hymenoptera; Apidae. The transcript has 13 exons. Gene Ontology annotation, molecular function: molecular adaptor activity; kinase binding.